AUGGCCGGCUUGUUCUUCCUUAUCGUGACCUCGGUGGUCAUGGCAGUGGCCUCGUUUCUGGCUGGCGCACUCCCAUUGUCCCUCUCACUCUCGCAGUCACAACUAAGGCUGAUUGCUGCCCUUGGUGCUGGUUUGCUUGUGGGCAGUUGUUUGAUCGUCAUUCUGCCCGAGGGAAUUGAAGCAUUGUCAGCAGAUAGGAUACACUCUCCAGAACCUCAACAUGUCCACUCGAAGCCCCCAGCCUCAGGUAGAGUGCUGAGAGCUGAAGAGCCUGUAUCACCGUCGACACCUCCGCCUCCUCCUGAACUCCCGGCUUUCCAUAUCGGCUUUGCCCUGGUUCUCGGUUUCGCCUUGAUGUUCCUCAUCGAUCGGCUACCGCGUCAUGCCUCGGAGAUUUUCCAGACGCAAACAAGCAGACAUGUCAGCCUUGAUAAUCUUGCUGGACAAUCUGGAGAGGAGGAGUCUGACGGGUUCUUGGGCUCGCUGACGCCAUCCCCAAGACAAACCCGCAGCCUGGCUACUACCACAGGAUUGGUGAUACAUGCAGCAGCGGAUGGUAUUGCGAUGGGAGCGUCUGCCACGUCAGCCAAUUGGAAUGUCGGGCUUAUUAUUUUCAUCGCUAUCCUGGUCCACAAAGCCCCGGCUGCCUUUGGGUUGACGUCUGUCCUAAUGAAGCAAGGCCUUUCGAAACGUGCUGCACGCGUACACCUUCUGGUGUUUAGCCUGGCCGCCCCUAUUGGAGCCCUGGCAACCUAUUUCUUUGUUGCACUUCUAGGAGAUGAAAGUGCCGAAGGCGAGGGGGCACAUUGGUGGACCGGAAUGCUUCUUUUAUUCAGUGCUGGAACCUUCUUGUGA
Molecule: messenger RNA, 855 nt
Organism: Thermochaetoides thermophila DSM 1495
Lineage: Eukaryota; Fungi; Ascomycota; Sordariomycetes; Sordariales; Chaetomiaceae
Product: putative metal ion transmembrane transporter protein
Exons: 3
Coding region: 1-855 (284 amino acids)
Biological process (GO): zinc ion transport; transmembrane transport
Cellular component (GO): membrane
Molecular function (GO): metal ion transmembrane transporter activity
Source: RefSeq, a predicted model, not a curated record